Macrosiphum euphorbiae (potato aphid) is the source of this 1554-nucleotide messenger RNA. The record is from the annotation of a GenBank genome assembly. NCBI's taxonomy places the organism in Eukaryota, Metazoa, Arthropoda, Insecta, Hemiptera, Aphididae.
AUGACGAACGAAAGUGUGAGCGAGUGGUACACCGGUCGUUCGGUGUUCAUCACCGGAGGUACCGGAUACAUGGGCAAGGUGCUCAUCGAGAAGCUCCUUAGAGACUGCGGCGGCAUCAAAACCAUUUACGUACUGUGUAGACCGAAGAAAGGUUUCAGCCCGACAGCCAGGAUAGAUCAAAUAAGGAAAUUAGCAGUGUUUGAACGCGUGCGCAUGGAGUUCCCAGAUAGACUGAAGAAAAUCAAAGCGAUGGAAGGUGACUUGGGCCUUCCUGGACUCGGACUGAGCAACGAAAACAAGUCGAUUCUUAUCGACGAAGUGUCAAUCGUCUUCAACGGGGCGGCUUCGUUGCGCUUGGAAUCCGGUCUGAAGGAUGCAAUAAGACACAACACCACUGGAACGAAACAUGUGUUGGACUUGGCUGUGGAAAUGAAACAAUUGGCGUCGUUCGUCCAUUUGUCCACGGCUUUCUGUCACUGCGAAUAUGACACACUCGAAGAAACGAUUUAUCCAUCGCCGGCCAAUCCGGAGGACGUCAUGAGGGCUGUCGAAUGGAUGGACGAUCAUACGCUUGAAACCAUCACGCCUAGAUUACUCGGGCCCCAUCCGAAUUGCUACACGUACUCCAAAAGGUUGGCUGAAUCGUUGGUCAGCGAAUAUGCCAAUCGGAUUCCAAUUUCUGUAGCCCGUCCAUCGAUUGUGACGCCUUCUUUCAGAGAGCCCGUUCCCGGAUGGGUGGACAGCUUAAAUGGGCCGGUAGGAGUCAUCGUGGCUGGCGGCAAAGGUGUGAUCCGAUCCAUGUUGUGUAGUCCAGAUUACGAAGCAGAAGUUGUGCCCGUAGACAUUGCGAUUAAUGCUCUUGUUUUGAUCGCUUGGAAGAGAACAACGAUCGAUAGCACAAUCGAUGACAUGGUGCCGUGUUACAAUAUAUCUAAGGGGGACAUCGUUCGCCUGACCUGGGGAGAAGUGUUGUCCAAAGGAAAACGAUACGCAUACGAGUAUCCAUUCGACGCCGGUCUGUGGUACCCCAAUGGAUCGAUAAGGACCAACAAAUUGGUGCACUACUUCAUUGUGUUCAUGCUGCAGGUCAUUCCGGCCUACUUGAUCGAUGGUAUCAUGAUCUUGGCUAGGCAAAAGACAUUCAUGGUCCGAGUUCAAAAGAGGAUAGCCGUCGGUAUGGAAGUGUUGCAGUAUUUUACCAUGCGCAGUUGGAACUUCAAAAUUGAAAACACUAAAGCACUGAUAAACUGUCUAAACGAAGAGGACAUGAGAAAGUUUUACAUCCAGAACACCGAAAUCGACGUCGAAAAGUACAUGAUCCAAGUGUUGCUGGGUGCUCGUCAAUAUUGCAUGAAAGAGCCUCUUGCAAAUCUCGACCGGGCGAGAUUUCAUCUAAAACUGCAAUAUUGGUUGAAUUUGGCAACUCAACUGGUUUUCGGCUUUUUACUCCUGUGGCUGUUCGUACGUGCUUUCGAUUCUUUCAAGUAUUUGCUGGACUCCACCACGAAUUCGUUCACCAACGUACCGAUCAUUGGUUCGUUAAUACCAAAGUGA